CGCGGAGGAGGAGCCGGGGGCUGGUCCGAGGCGGGCGGUGCCGCCGCCCGGGCAGCGCGGGGGGCUCGGCGGCAGGCGCGGCGCGGCGGAGCGGGGCUGCGCCCGUGACUUCGGCUUCUCCCUGCAGAGCCCGAGAGGCGCCGGAGCCGCUGAGAGGACAAGGGCGCUUUUUCCCGGCCGGUGACCGCGGGGCGGGCCCCGGGGGGGGACCGACGGAAGGAGCCGGCGAAGAGGCAUCCCGGCAUCCCGAAGCAGCAUCCCGGCGCGGUGCGUCCCGUCCCCGGCCGGCCGGGUGCGUCCCGCCGCCCCGGGCCAUGGGCCGGCCCGCCUGAGCGCCCGCGGGGACCCGCCCGGGGCUGCCCGCCGCGCCGGCGGCCGAGGCGGGGCCGCAGGGGUCCCGGCGCGGGGGAAGAUGCCCUCCGCGGGGCGGCCGGCCGGCUGCCGCCUCCUCCUCCUCCUCCUCUGCCAGGCUGCCUUUGGUCUUUACUUUCCCAGAAAAGAGUAUUCAGAGAAUGUCUACAUUGAUCAGCCAGCAGGUACGCCUCUCCUGCGCAUCCAUGCCUUGAGGGAUUCACAUGGGGAAAUGGCCCACUUUCAUCUGUGCCAGAAUCUCAUUAUUUCUCGAGCAAGAUCCCAUGAAAAUCAUUGGUUUCAAAUCAGAGAAAAAACAGGACUUCUCUACCUCAGCAAAAGCCUGGAUAGAGAAGAUUUUAACAUGUUGUCUGUAGGAAACUGGAUGCCAUUAUCAAAGGUGAUGCUGUAUGUAUUCCUUUCAUCCCACCCUUUCCAAGAGAAGGAAUGUGACUCUGCUACGCGCACCACAGUUUUCCUCUCCUUGAUCAAUGCUACUGCACCAGCUUGUAGUUCCCUGACAGCAAGGCAGCUUUGCUUCACAGAAAUGGAUCUCUCCUUUCACAUCAAGGAAAACAAACCACCUGGCACAUUUCAUCAGCUCCAGUUACCCUCUGUUCAUCAUCUGUGUCAGAAUAUCAGCAUUUCCUACCAAAUUCUGGCAGCUGAAGGUAUGCCCUUUCGGUACAAUGAGAACACCACUGGUGUGAGUGUGACACAGCGCCUAGAUCGAGAGGAGAGAGAGAGAUAUGAGCUGAUUGCCAAAUGUACCAUGAGAGAGGGCUUCAGGGAAAUGCAAGUUGAGGUGCCCUUCCUGGUGAAUGUGUUAGAUGAAGAUGACUCUCCCCCCUUCCUUCCCAAUGGCACGGAUACUGCAGAUGCUGUCGUGGAGUUCAACAGGAAAGAGGGCACUGUUCUUGCAACACUAACUGUAUACGAUGCAGACACCACACCUAUUUAUCCCCUUGAAAGCAGCAGAAAGAAAUACACAGGAACCAUCAUUACCGACGAUCCCUGGAUAAGUGAAACAUUUCGGGUAGAGCACAUCUUUGAUGAAAUCCAUUUCAGCCCUAAUGGCAGCCAAGUGAGAGGAACAAGACAUGAGUACAAACUGGUACUGAAUAAAAGUAUUUCAGUCACAGAGCAUCGUUCCUUCCAGUUGGAUGUCUUGGUGAAUGACACGGAAUUUCAUGGCCCAGAAAGAUCGGUGAUGCUUCAUUUCAAUGUCUCCAUCCUCCCUGUCAGCAUUCAGUUUCCAAACAUGACUUACCAGUUCCCAGUAAACAGAAAUGCUGAACGCUUUGCACAAAUAGGAAAAAUCUGCAUUGAAAACUGCAUGAAAUUCCGUGGUGUGAACAUCACCUACAAGUUACUAUCCCCCAAUGGAAGCUGCUAUCCUGUCAGCAUACUUCAAGGCCGAGAAGACAAAUAUGGAAGCCUUUAUGUGAAUGAUUCCUCUGUGCUCCACAGACCCGAAUGCAAGGAAAUACAAUACACUGUUCAAGCUACAGACAAGCAGAGCAGGAAACACACCAAAACCCUCCUCACUAUUGUAUUGGAAGGAACUCUUUUAAAAAAGGAAGAGGAUUGUCCUGAGUCUUGUGCUGUGAGUAAGCACCAUGCUGAAUGUGAAGAGUGUGGUGGCCUGGGAGUGCUAACAGGAAGAUGCCAGUGGAGACAGGGAAGUGGAAAAGGGAUCACCACAAACUAUUCCACAUGCACUCCGAGUAUCAAGACUUGUCCAGAUGGCAUCUGUGAUGUGAUUGAGAGCAAGGAUCCAGCUGUGUGCCCCCAAGACUGCACAAGUGGAAACAUUAUUGGUGGUCAUGGGAAAGGCACUGGAAAUCUUGGAAUUAAGUCAGGACACGGUAUUUGUUAUUGCUUCCCAAGGCAGAACUGUUAUUGUGAGAAAGAUGAUAUCAAGGAGCAACUAUGUGAUGACGUGUGCAAGACUGUGAUAGCAGGGGCAGUGCUGCUGUCCUUCAUCAUCUCUGUGCUGCUUUCUUCCUAUUUCAUCCAUCGUUACCACAAGAAUUCUCCAAAGCCACCUAUUGCCUCUGCAGAAAUGACGUUCCGGCGCCCAGCCCAGUCCUACCCCAUCAGUUAUUCUUCCACUAACGUCCGCCGGCCUUCUUUAGAUUCCAUGGAGAACCAGGUGUCUGUAGACACCUUUAAAAUACCAGAAGACCCAAAGUGGGAAUUCCCUCGGAAGAACCUAGUUCUGGGCAAAACUCUGGGAGAAGGAGAAUUUGGAAAAGUUGUCAAGGCAACGGCAUUCCGACUCAAGGGAAGGGCUGGCUAUACCACUGUAGCGGUGAAAAUGUUAAAAGAAAAUGCUUCCCAGAGUGAGCUGCGAGAUCUACUUUCAGAGUUCAACCUUUUGAAACAGGUGAACCAUCCUCAUGUCAUCAAACUUUAUGGAGCUUGCAGUCAAGACGGCCCGCUGUAUUUAAUUGUGGAAUACGCUAAAUAUGGCUCCUUGCGCAGUUUCCUCAGGGAAAGUCGAAAAGUAGGACCAAGCUAUGUGGGUAGUGAUGGCAACAGAAAUUCAAGUUAUUUGGAUAACCCUGAUGAGAGAGCCUUAACAAUGGGAGAUUUGAUAUCGUUUGCAUGGCAGAUAUCACGAGGAAUGCAGUACCUUGCGGAAAUGAAGCUUGUCCAUCGUGAUUUAGCAGCCAGAAAUGUAUUGGUGGCAGAAGGGCGCAAAAUGAAGAUUUCUGAUUUUGGCCUCUCCCGUGAUGUAUAUGAAGAAGAUUCAUAUGUCAAGAGGAGCAAGGGUCGGAUACCUGUUAAAUGGAUGGCCAUAGAGUCCCUAUUUGAUCACAUCUAUACAACACAAAGUGAUGUAUGGUCAUUUGGAGUCCUGCUAUGGGAGAUUGUAACUUUGGGAGGCAAUCCCUACCCAGGUAUUGCUCCUGAAAGACUCUUUAACCUUCUAAAAACAGGCUAUAGAAUGGAGAGACCAGAAAACUGCAGUGAAGAAAUGUACAACCUGAUGUUGCGCUGUUGGAAGCAAGAACCUGAUAAAAGACCAACAUUUGCUGAGAUCAGCAAGGAACUGGAGAAAAUGAUGGUGAAGAGUAGGGACUACUUAGAUCUUGCGGCUUCCACGCCUUCCGAUUCCUUACUUUAUGAUGACGGGCUCUCAGAAGAGGAGACACCACUCGUGGACUGUAAUAAUGCUCCCCUCCCUCGAACCCUCCCUUCCACAUGGAUUGAAAACAAACUCUAUGGCAUGUCAUACCCGAACUGGCCUGAGGAGAGCCCCGUUCCACUCACAAGAUUCGAUGGCACUAACUCUGUGUUUUCAAGAUAUGCAAAUGAUAGUGUAUAUGCUAACUGGAUGGUUUCACACUCAGCGGCAAAAUUUAUGGACAAGUUUGAUAGCUAAAAUUUUCUUUGUGAAAGGUAACGGACUCCUGAGGGGAACAAAGAUGCAAAGAAUGGAAAGUCCAUUGGCUCGUUCUUUGUACAAUCAACAACUAAGUUUAAAUUGGCAAAUCCUUUUAUUGGUAGUUUCUAAAGUGUGUUAUUCAUGCUGAAGACUAUAACUGGUGAUUUCCCCUUUCAGAAAACAUAUCAAGCUCGGUAAGAGUGAUAGUUCCAGUACUUCUUUCUAGAUUGCCAUUUUGCAUAUGGUUCCAUUUGGCAACUUCUUACUGCAAAUGGCCUCACACUUCAUUCUCGCUGUUUUUUAGACUAACCAUCCUGUGUUACAGCUUUCUUGGAUGGGAAAAUGUACUUGAACUGCUACUUUUAUAGUGGCUGUCAGCAUACGACCACUUGAUCUAAGCAGGAAGCACAAACAAUAUAUGGAAAGGAGGAGGGAAAUAGGCUACCAGAUUACUGAACUUGCUAUCAGAUGAGAAGUGUUAUGAUGAUGUUGGCACUAGCGAAGCCUCUAUCUUGGUUUGGAAGCAAACAUGAAGUAACUCAAUAGAGGACUUGAGAUUCAACAUUUGAAGUCUUGUAAAAUGUAUUGUCUUGUCUUAAUGAGAAGAGAAUUUGUUUUAUUAGUCUUAACUUCUCUUACCUUUAGCACAAUGGAGAUAAAUUUGAUACAAAAUAAGAUGUAUAGACUGAUGGCAAUCAAGAGUAUUCGUCUGACACAAUUUACUUUCCAUCACCUACACCUUACUAAUGUUAAAAUGUACAAUCAUAGUUCCUCUUAUGAGUUCAAAAUAGACUGUACAGGGUUUUUAGAUUGAAUACAAGUAAAGAGACUUUGUUUGUAGUCAUGUUCAAUGGGUUGGAGUCCUCCUCUCAGCUCCGAAUUGGAUACACUGCCAUGCACAGGACACUGCCAUGACAUAACUCCAGAUAAACCUAUUACAUUGAAAGUCAUGAGUAAACUACAUUUGCACAGCAAAAUUGGUCUGAAACUCUACUGUUAAUGAAACUAUACAAGGAAAAUGUCAUCGGAAAUUGUUAAGGUGAAAUAUAAAGAUGUUGUGCUUACAACACUGACUUGAUAUUUGGGAGAAUGACCAGACUGUGGGUUGUGUUCUGUGUGGAAACGUAAAUGAUCAGCACUACUUUUGUCUUUAUUUGUAAUCUAAUAUGGUUAAAGAUAACUUUUUAUUUGCUACAAAUGUUGGGACGUAAAUCCUGAGUGACUCGUUGUUAGCGUUGUGAUGGUUAUUCUAAAUAAUCCAAUUCUACCAAAGCUUGCUCCUGUCACUUACAGUCCAAUUUAGCUGUUUUCAGAUGUUGUUUUGUGUAUCAACUUUAUGUUUCCAUUAAAGUCUGUGAUUUCAGAAACAUGAGAGUCAGACUGCCAAAACCUGAACACAGGUUUCUAUUUUACCAAGAGUGGGAUAAAAAGUGCUGUGUUAGAAUUUAAACACCUGCACUGCUGGAUAUCAUACUCGAUCCUGUCUUGGUUUCGGACAAGCACUAAGCAGAGUGACUUUUUCUUUGUGCAAACUUUUGCUGUAUUGUGUAAUGCUUAUGUACAGUAAACAGAUUUAGCUAUGUAUAGAGAAGGGGUUCAGUUGUGAUAUAAUGGUGAUCUUCACUGGCAUAACACAACUGUCAGAAUGCAUACUUUUAAAAUAAAUGGCACUGAAAAUUAAGCCCAUUAUAUGGGCUUUCUUUUUUCUACUGACAUCUAUGAAAAAAGGAAAGAAAAAUGGCACUUUUGGUAACUUGUUGCUUUCUCCAGUCCUUUUCCUAUAUUUUAAGUCUGUAAAUGGGAAUUCUUUAUUUGCUAUGAGCAAUCAAGGCAUCAUUUGGGGUUUUUUUGGGUUUGGGUUUUUAUUAUUCAUUAAAUUAAUAAUUUAUUUUUAUCAGCUAUCUUCAACAACAGUAUUCAACUGGGAGAUGUGAAGCACCCAGUUUCUAACCAGAAAAGCCCUGCAACAACAUUGCUGUACAGUAGGUGAGUGAGAUAGUAAGUGAUGCUGAAAUAACCAGUGGAUGCAGAAAGUAUUGCAUAUUUUAGACUUCCAGUAUGAAACAAUGUUGCUUCACCCAUUAAUUCCUGUGAAAAAUAACACUAAUAGUUAUGGCCAUCUAUGUUACCGGACAUCGAUUCUGCAUAUAAAAUACAUAUAUACCUCAUAAUUAUAGUUGCCAGACAGAAUUACGUGCGUUAAGUGAAGCUUAAUGAAGAAUUUGUAACAAGUGUUUCCUAAUCUAACUAAUUGUGACUCCCUCCCUGCUCAUGAAUGUUGGUAAGAAAUAGACUAUUGCUUUCAAGUAUUCACCCAUAGUAUGAAAACUUCUCAUAUCUUCUGCAUACGCUAUUUUUGUAAAUAUUUGCCUUGAAGUGUUUCCUGUUUGUUCUCUGUUGCCAUUAGUCAGAAUGGUGACAAUCUUGUUUCAGUUCCCCAUUAGAGAGUAAAUGUACUUCCCAUGUGGGAAAAAAGUGAUACUGCAGAUGAUUAUUUCCAUCGGUUCCAGAAAUAGUUACACAUUUGGCUGCCCUGAGCAAAGUGAAUUCAAAGGGAAGAAAUGACUCACUUAAAUGUACAGGUUGGAGGGAAUAACUUUCUAAAAAUUUCUGCCAGCCUUUUCUAAAUAUUCACAGAGAUUACGUGGUUUACCUGGUCUGUGCUUUGAGCUGUGACAGAUGGGGGAGAGGGUGAAUCUCACAUGUCCUUCCAGUCAUUACAGCAACACAUGGAAAUUACUGUAAUAUUUGUUUCUACAAACUUUUCCAGAGGUAUGAUACUCGGAAAAACUACUGAGAGGUUGAAGAUUUUCAUCUUUAGACACUAGCCUGUUUCAUAUAAUAGAAAUUUUUUAAAAAUUUGUCCUGUGAAUAUCAGGCACAUAAUAUUUAAAUCAUGUGGUUUUAUCUACAAUUUAUCAUGCAAAAUGUGCAUGAAUCUCUAUGGUACACUCAACUGGACCUAGGUAAUUUUCAAGAGCAUACAGUAAAACCAAGUUUCUAUUCCUUGACAUUUUAGAAUUAAUUUUAUAUGAAUAAUACAAGCCUCAAAAUAUAUCUAAACAGAAUAUUUCUACUGUAACUUCUAAAACGUGAAAAAAAAAAAAAAAUUACUUAUAAUUUUGAAAUGCUGUGUUUCAAAACACAGCUCACCUAAAAGCUCUGUGUCUCUUACUGCAGCUACAAUAGUAAAUUUAUAGCAAAACACUAGAGAUUGUGUUCAGCAGCACCAGCUCCUAGGUAGCAGCAGCCAAUGUUGCCCAUAAACAAGGUGCAGAUUGUCCAUAGUGAGAUGAAUGGUUUGACUUUUUCAGGCUAAGCUAUCUUUCUGAAAAAGAACCCUAUGAUUCCCUAAAGAUGUAUAAAAGUAUGUAAAAUCUUAAUAAAAAAACCUGAGCUGUUGAGGUCCACUGCAUCUGACCAUAUAAUUUAAGAAGACUCUCUAAAGUUAGUGGGAUCAUUCAUGAAUAAAUUAUUCAUAAACAUUUUCUGGUCUAAAAUCAAAUAUACCAAUAGUCUGCUAGCAAAAGUACAAAAGAUAUUAUCAAAAUACGGAAAAGUAGCAAUAGUCCAGGUCUACCCAUCCCUAGCACAAUAUUCUAACUUGUCGACCUAGAAGCGGGUACUAGAUACUAGAGGACAGGUAAGCACAGAUCUAUCUCUAAUAUAUAUCUAGAAGAUUUUUCAGUAUUUAUCAAGUUCUUCAGUAAAGAUGAGUUGUUCACGUAAGCUGCAUUUCGUAUUUGUUUCUUAUUUCUAAUUCUUUGGGACAGCAACCUGCAUCUUCCAGUUAUGAUAGAGAGAGAUAUACUCAGUGCAUUUUGAGAAGAUGAAUAGUUCUCUUUUCAUGAUGUGCUUUUUGGUUUUACCUGGUUUUAUAAAGGGUUGCAUAGUAUCUCAACAGAUUUCUUGCUAAAAAAGUGGUUUUUUGAGCUGUUACGAAGGUUCAUUUUGCAAAUAACAUUCUGAAAUCAAAUAAAAAGGUUUUGCCUACCUGAGUAGAGACAAGUACAACUUCCCUUAAGGUCAUCUGAAAUAAUUAGCUCCUUACUUUUGGCUAAUGAGGUACACUUCAUAAAAAUCCAACUUCAUCUCAUCUGGAAGCUGUUUCAUAUGGAUUACAGGCAAAUCCAAAAUGGUAUGAAUAAUUUAGGAGCACUGCAGUUGUACUUUAUGUGUCAAGAAAUAAUUUUCCAAGUUUCUCUAUUAGCAAAGAGAAUGGAAAAAAAGUGUGUUCAUCUCCAAGAUAGUUAAAAAAAACUUAGUAACUUUUGAAAUCAAUGACAAUCUAAUGAUUGUUGUCAUUAGGUAUCAGACCGAGAGUCUGGUCCUAUCGUUGCCGAUACAAGAAAAUGUAUAUUAACAUACAAGAUAAGUGGUUUAAGUACAUUUUUACCUUGCCACAAGAAAAGCUUUCCAUUUAAUUAGCUAAGCACAGAAGUUUGUAGAGGUUCAAACCAUUACACUGAUAACAAGUAAUGUGCAUAUUUUGAAUAAAUAGUGAUGUUUACAAUA
Tyto alba (common barn owl) is the source of this 8260-nucleotide messenger RNA. It is a transcript of the gene RET, whose product is annotated as ret proto-oncogene. Gene Ontology annotation, cellular component: axon; membrane; signaling receptor complex. NCBI's taxonomy places the organism in Eukaryota, Metazoa, Chordata, Aves, Strigiformes, Tytonidae. The transcript has 20 exons. Gene Ontology annotation, molecular function: calcium ion binding; transmembrane receptor protein tyrosine kinase activity; ATP binding. The coding region runs from base 413 to 3742 and encodes 1109 amino acids. Gene Ontology annotation, biological process: homophilic cell-cell adhesion; protein phosphorylation; multicellular organism development. The record is from RefSeq and is a predicted model, not a curated record.